Molecule: messenger RNA, 1254 nt
Organism: Elaeis guineensis (African oil palm)
Lineage: Eukaryota; Viridiplantae; Streptophyta; Magnoliopsida; Arecales; Arecaceae
Product: protein RESISTANCE TO PHYTOPHTHORA 1, chloroplastic
Biological process (GO): defense response
Cellular component (GO): chloroplast
Source: RefSeq, a predicted model, not a curated record
UGACGUUAUCAUAAAGGGGGAUGAGGGUGAUGAAGGCCUCCCAUUUCUCAUCUCGCUCUUCCUUUCUCCCUACCAAAAAAAGGAGAAAAACUGUAUUAAAAAAAAAUCCGAAGGAAAAAAAAAAAAUGUACUCGUUAUAUAGUAUAACAGUUCCCUGCAGCUCUAAAAUUUCAAAAUUUUCCACCAUUUUCCCCAUCCUAAGACCCAGCAGCCACCAGGCCACUUUUGGUCGCAGAACGAGGGUGAGAGCCGAGGCGCGCUCCGAUGGUUUGGAUACUUCCACCGUCCAAGAAGGCAGUGAACAACAAGAGGCAGAGAGCAGCAGUAACAGCAAGCCCAAGCCGCCUCCUCUUCCUUCUGCUGCUCCCGACAUUGAUAAAAACCUCAAGAAGGUUGUUCAGAAGACUGCUUCGACUUUUGCACCAAGAGCUUCCACUGCCACCAAGAACCCAGCUGUACCUGGAACUGCUUUAUAUACUCUUUUUGAGGUUCAAGGCUAUGCCUCAAUGUUAUUUGGUGGAGCCCUUUCAUUUAAUCUGAUAUUCCCAUCAAAUGAACCAGAUAUAUGGAGACUAAUGGGGAUGUGGUCCGUUUGGAUGUUCACUAUUCCUUCCCUUCGAGCACGUGACUGCUCUCAGAAUGAGAAAGAAGCUCUGAACUACCUCUUUCUUCUCAUUCCUCUACUCAAUGUUGUGAUACCAUUUUUCUGGAAGUCUUUCUCGAUUGUCUGGUCUGCAGAUACCAUUGCUUUCUUUGUGAUGUAUGCAUGGAAGCUUGGGUGGCUUCAGAGGUCAGAAUGAGAGGCUGGUUUGGUGGCUAAAGUUCAACAAAUUUCUCAUUCAGUAAAUAAGCCUAGGUGUUCACACAAACAGUGACAAGGAAGUUUCCUUCAAAAUUAUCUCAAGACUUAGACAUUAAAAUUGAAGCUUUCGAGCCUUUGACUUGAUUGAACAGACUGGUGAUUAUUCACCUAUCAAGUAUGAGGGAAAUCAACAACUUUUACUUGUGGCAAUUCACUCCUUUUUUUCAUGUACAUUAGAGGAGUAUUGCGAGGAACUUGCCUUGGAAGAAGAAUAGGAAAUUGGCUGAGGAACCUGGUUAUUUACGGGGGCUUGUUCUGAAGCAUGCAUUUUCAUCUUCCACUUAUUUGUGUAACUGGAAAACUUUGUUGGUGCCAACGUUAGAUGAACUUAUAUUUUUUUAUCAGUUACAUACUAUAGCAACCAAGUGUAUUUGCUUGCUUUGUUCCUUUUA